Neohortaea acidophila is the source of this 862-nucleotide messenger RNA. RefSeq lists its product as uncharacterized. NCBI's taxonomy places the organism in Eukaryota, Fungi, Ascomycota, Dothideomycetes, Mycosphaerellales, Teratosphaeriaceae. The coding region runs from base 112 to 801 and encodes 229 amino acids. The transcript has a single exon. The record is from RefSeq and is a predicted model, not a curated record.
UGGUCCAACCAAACGAAGCGAGGUCCUCGAUGUGCUCAAUCGCCGUGGCGACAAGAGCCCCGCAAAACACCACAGACAUCAUCAGCACGGUUCAGUAGCAGAAUCGGUCCGAUGCGUCGUCACAGUGCGGCCGACAUCGACAGUCACCACCACAAAAUCGUCUACGAGCACCGUGACCGCGGACCCAAUCACCACCGCAAUCUCGACCGAAGACACCACCAAAACGAAGACCAUCCCCCCUGCGCUCAGCACCAUCACUGCCACAGCGGCGGCAGUGCACACAUCGACGACAACGACCACCGAAACUAUUCUUACCGUGCUCAAAACAGUGACCGCGUAAGCAUUUCAUCCCCCCAACCCCACUCACUGCUCGAGAUCCGAUCACGUCCCGCUGACAACACAACCCAAUCAGUACCACCACCAGCACCACCACAACCGCGACCUCCUUCUAUGCCGCCUGCGCCAGCAACAAUAUCCUCGGCCCCGAAUUCACGACCCCCAACGGCGCAGGCAUGUACGUGGGGCAUGACGCAGAUCGACCCGAACGCGGGACACGUAAGCAUCGGCGAGGACAGCGUGUACGAUUGCUGCGUCGCAUGCCUGACUGGCUCGGCCCUGAAUUUCUGCCAGGCCGCUUAUUUCGAGGCCGGGGUUUGUAAUGUCUACGGUGGCGAUCCCGUUUUCUGUAACAACGGUGCGGGCCCGCAGGCGCUUGCGUUGACUAUCACUACUAGCACUACGCCAGGCACCAUGGUCUUUAGCAACGGGCCGUGUGGAUUGGUCGAGGGCGUGUCGGAGUGAGGCGCAGGUUUGUAGCAAAGCAGUCGUGGCUUUGGGACUCGAGGGUUGCGCGGGGUGGAGG